AUUUGGUGGGUGCUCCUUUUGUGCAUUAACCAGAUGUUGAAGGGUCAUGAUGGAGCACAGGUUGAUAUAAUUGAUAGGCUACCCACACCAUUUGGCCUAGUUCGUUCUGGAGUAGCUCCAGAUCAUCCAGAAACAAAGAUUGUGGUGAAUCAAUUUUCUCGUGUAGCUGCAAAUGGGCGCUGUUCAUUCUUUGGGAAUGUAACUCUGGGAAGGGAUAUAUCUUUGUCAGAGCUUCGCAAAACAUAUCAUGCUGUUGUUCUUGCUUAUGGUGCAGAAAGUGAUAGGUCACUUGGAAUUCCUGGAGAGGACCUGAAGGGAAUUCAUUCAGCUCGAGAGUUUGUCUGGUGGUACAAUGGACAUCCAGACAUGUGCGACUUCUGUCCAGAUUUAAAAAACACAGAAUCUGCUGUUGUCCUUGGACAGGGAAAUGUUGCUCUGGAUGUUGCUCGUAUUCUUUUACGCUGUAAAGCUGAGUUGGCUACUACAGACAUUACUGAUUAUGCAUUGGAUGCUCUACGUGGCAGCACGAUAAGGAAGGUAUAUUUGGUUGGGCGACGGGGUCCAGUACAGGCAGCUUGCACAGCAAAGGAGCUGCGUGAAAUUUUAGGUUUGAAAAAUGUCCGUAUUUGCAUCAAGGCAGCUGAUCUCGUGACCACACCUGCGGACGAGGAGGAGAUGAGGAAUAGUAGAAUACAAAGAAGAGUUUAUGAAUUGUUGUCGAAAACUGCGCAUGGGGGCAACAAUUACAAUGGCCAAAAGGAGCUUCAUUUUGUGUUUUUCAGGAAACCUAUCAGGUUCAUCCCUGCAGAAAAUGGUUCCACGGUUGGUGCUGUUCAACUUGAGAAGACAGUAUUAAAAGGUGAUGAAGUAACUGGGAAGCAGGUCGCUGCUGGAACUGGUGAGUUUGAAGACCUAAAAUGUGGGAGUUGUGCCAAAUUUAAGAGGAAGAGUCCUGAGCAGCGAAUCAGAGAUUGCGACAGUAGAAAGAGGCCUGUAUGUGGUAGGAUGGUUAAAGAGAGGACCAACUGGGAUUGUUGCAACAAAUCUCCACUGUGCUGAAGAAACAGUGGCUAGCAUCCUUGAAGAUGAUAAGAAGGGUGUAUUAAGGCCCCCAUCUGAUUCGACAAAGCAUGGAAGGGCAGGACUCCUUGAGAUCCUAGAGCAAAAGAAUGUCCGCUUUGUGCCAUUCAGUGGCUAGGAGUAGAGAUGGCAAUGGGUACCCGAAACCCGAAUACCCGACGGGUUUUACCCGAUAUGAAGGCGGGUACGGGAUGAUUUCUCUACCCGUGGUUAUGUUAAUGGGUAAAAACCUCUACCCGUUGGGUAGACGGGUACGGGUACGGGUUGGAACUACCCAUACCGUCUACCCAUGGGUAAAAUAUACCCGCAUCAAUACAACUAUAACCAUCUAAUAGAGCCCAUCUUAGCUAAAAUAAAACCCUUCUCUAGCUAUCAUUUAUCUAGAUACCAAGUUAUGUAAUCAUAUGAUUUGUUAUAUAUGAAGUCGAAGUUGUUUUUA
Messenger RNA from Zea mays, 1519 nucleotides. Its product is annotated as NADPH:adrenodoxin oxidoreductase, mitochondrial. The transcript has 11 exons. The record is from RefSeq and is a predicted model, not a curated record. The coding region runs from base 34 to 1059 and encodes 341 amino acids. NCBI's taxonomy places the organism in Eukaryota, Viridiplantae, Streptophyta, Magnoliopsida, Poales, Poaceae. Gene Ontology annotation, molecular function: oxidoreductase activity.